UUCAGAAGGGAUUGUAUGGCAGACCCCAACCUCCCCACGUUCUCUUCCCUUUUAUAUAACCCCACCAUUCCCCUCUUCUCUGAUCACCCCCUCUCUUCCCCUUCAUUCUCUCUUUUCCUCUCCCCUCAUUACUCCUCCUUGUUGCAUCUACAAUCACAUCAACUCCGUUUUCCCUCACAACAGAACAAUUACAAGAACAAAAAAAUGUGUACCUCUAAGGCUAAAGUGACUACAGGUGGUACUACCACUGCUGCUCCUGCUGUUGAGAUAAUAACGCCACCUUCUGCGGCCAGGAUCAAUGGCCGUCUGGUUCUUCAGCCUACUUGUAACCGUGUUCCGAGCCUCGAGCGUCGUAAUUCUUUGAAGAAAACACCACCUCAACCACUAACAUCAACUUCACCGGCUACUAAUGCUGCCAAUGGUAGCAGGGCUAAGGCCUCGUUGACGCCGCCUUUAUCCCCAAGCUCGAAGUUCCCCGCCCCGCGAGGGAGUGAUCCGAAUGGAUUGAACACGAGUUCCGAAAAGGUUGCCAUUCCCAGAAGUACUUAUAAAACCUUGGAGAGGAAGAAAUCGAAAAGUUUCAAAGAGGGUAUGGGGACUGGAUUAUCUUCUUGCGUCGAUCGACUCGAUCCCUCGUCGUUGAACUACUCGGUCGAGGCACCGGGAAGCAUAGCUGCGGUCAGGAGGGAACAGGUGGCUCUUCAACAAGCACAAAGAAAGAUGAGAAUUGCACACUACGGAAGAUCAAAAUCGGCCAAAUUCGAAUCUCAGGUCAUUCCUCUCGAUAAUCCCAUGUCUGCCGAGGAAAAGAAGAGGUGCAGUUUCAUCACCCCCAACUCAGAUCCUAUCUAUGUGGCUUAUCACGACGAAGAAUGGGGAAUUCCAACACAUGAUGACAACAUGCUCUUCGAGUUGUUGGUUCUCAGUGGUGCUCAAGUAGGCUCUGAUUGGACUUCGAUCUUGAAGAAACGUCAAUACUUCAGGGACGCAUUUUCAGGGUUUGAUGCAGAAACCGUAGCCAGCUUCACCGAGAAGCAAAUGACCACAAUCAGCACCCGAUAUGGCAUUGACAUAAGCAGAGUUCGAGGUGUUGUGGACAACUCCAACCGUAUUCUCGAGGUCAAGAGGGAGGUCGGGUCGUUCGAUAAAUACAUAUGGGGAUUCGUAAAUCACAAGCCGUUGUCGACGCAAUACAAAUUCGAUCACAAGAUCCCGGUCAAGACAUCAAAGUCGGAGAGCAUAAGCAAGGACAUUGUAAGAAGGGGGUUUAGGUACGUCGGACCGACGGUCAUCCACUCCUUCAUGCAAGCCGCCGGUUUAACCAACGACCACCUCAUUACAUGCCACAGGCACCUCCCUUGCACCUUGUUAGCCAUCCAGAGGCCACUGGUCCACUACUAAACAUUUAGAUAAUUACAUAUCCAAGCAACAAUAAUGCAUUUCAUGGGGACAAACACCAAACCAGUAGCCCCCAGAUGCAUACACAUAACUAAAAAAAGUACCUAAAAUUCAAUCUCUAACUAAUUAAACCCUUUUUUAUCUUCUUUUGUGUGAUCGUCCUAGAAAAAAGGUUUCAAUGACUUGUGACUCAAGAAAUGCUGCGAGGGUUUGGAUUUGUUUAGCCAUAAAUGAAAAGCAAAAAAAAAAA
Messenger RNA from Hibiscus syriacus, 1648 nucleotides. RefSeq lists its product as uncharacterized. The coding region runs from base 16 to 1401 and encodes 461 amino acids. NCBI's taxonomy places the organism in Eukaryota, Viridiplantae, Streptophyta, Magnoliopsida, Malvales, Malvaceae. The transcript is spliced from 5 exons. Gene Ontology annotation, biological process: base-excision repair. Gene Ontology annotation, molecular function: DNA-3-methyladenine glycosylase activity. The record is from RefSeq and is a predicted model, not a curated record.